Molecule: messenger RNA, 1101 nt
Organism: Fonsecaea erecta
Lineage: Eukaryota; Fungi; Ascomycota; Eurotiomycetes; Chaetothyriales; Herpotrichiellaceae
Product: alcohol dehydrogenase
Exons: 9
Coding region: 1-1101 (366 amino acids)
Molecular function (GO): oxidoreductase activity; zinc ion binding
Source: RefSeq, a predicted model, not a curated record
AUGGGCGACUCUUCUGUUGGCUAUGACAUUCCCACGGAAUGCUGGGGUGCAGUCGUCAAAGACGAAGGCCCAAAUUUCUACGUCGAGGUCGAAAAGGUCCCCCUGACUGUCGCCUCCUCCCCCCUAGGCCCUAAUGAUGUCCUCAUUAAGCUCAAUGCGACCGGCAUCUGCCUGAGCGACAUUCACUACAUGCUGAACGACUGGAACUUGCCCAAGAUGUCCGACUUGGGCGUGAAGUGCGCCGGACACGAAGGCUCGGGAGUGAUCGUCAAAGUUGGGGAGAACGUCAAGGGACUCAAAGUAGGCCAGCGGGCGGGCUUCAAGCCCAUCCAAAAUGUCUGUCACAUAUGCGAGCACUGCAAGUCUGGACGGGAACAAUACUGUCUCCGGGCCGUCUUCACCGGAGGAGCAUGCGAUGGAUCCUACAAGCAGUAUGUCAUCUCGCCGGACAGCUACACUACCCUCAUCCCCGAUGGCGUCUCAGAUUACGUCGCAGGCCCCGUCAUGUGCUCUGCCUCGACAGUCUACACAUCGAUCAAAGAGUCAGGAAUUAGACCCGGUCAAUUCGCAGUAUUCCCCGGCGGAGGUGGUGGGGUUGGAAUCCAAGGUGUCCAACUGGCGGUUGCCAUGGGUCUUCGAGCUGUAGUCAUUGACACUGGUGACGAGCGAAGAAAGCUUGCGAUGCAGUUGGGCGCCGAAUAUUUUGUGGAUUUUCGAAAGGGGGAUCCGGUCAAGGAAGUUGUCGAACUGACAGAAGGCGGCGCACACGCUGUUUUUGUCACCGCCGUCCAGUCGUACCCGAUUUCUCUCGGCUAUUUAGGGGUUCGAGCUGGUGGAAAAGUCAUGUGCAUCGGUCUCCCUCCGCACGGAAAAUACCACAUAGACCUUGACCCCUCGACACUGGUAUUUCGAGGUCAAUCUAUCGCGGGAACACUAGUGAGCAGCAUGGCUGACAUUGACGAGACACUCGAUUUCGCUCGAAGAGGUAAGCUGCGUCUCGAGCCUACCGUGGUAGGAUUAAGCAAGUUCAACGAAGCGGUCCAGAAGCUCAAGAACGGCCAAGUCGCAGGUCGCAUAGUGGUCGACUUCAACUUGCCGUGA